AUGUCUGACAUGAGUGCAAAGGUCGAGGAGACCAAGGCUGGUUUCCACGUCGAGGGCUACGAGAAGAUUGAGUAUGACUUCAGCUUCGUGGACGGCGUGUUCGACAAAGAGCACAAGGACCUGGCGAAGCUCUUUGAGCGCUGGCAGCGCUGCCUGGCUGUCAUGGACGUCAACAUCUUCAAUGUCUACGGCAAACAGAUGCAAGAGUACUUUGACCACCACGGCAUCGAGCUCAAGAUCCACAAGACCAUGAUCGGCGAGAAGGCCAAGUCCAUUGAGACCUACCUCAGCAUCGUCGACUCCAUGAACGAUUUCGGCAUCAUUCGGAAGGAACCUGUCCUAGUUGUCGGAGGCGGACUGGUUACCGACGUUGUUGGUUUCGCUUGUGCCUCCUACCGACGAAACACCAACUACGUCCGCAUCCCGACCACCGUGAUCGGCUUGAUCGAUGCCUCGGUUUCCAUCAAGGUUGCCGUCAACUAUGGCAACUAUAAGAACCGUCUGGGUGCAUAUCACGCUCCCAUGCACACCUUCCUCGACUUCAGCUUCCUCCGAACCCUGCCAGUGGCUCAGACCCGUAACGGCUUCGCUGAGUUGAUCAAGAUCUCCAGCUGCGCCCAUUUGCCCACCUUUGAUCUUCUGGACAAAUACUCUGAGGAUCUGGUGAAUACUGCUUUCGGUCGUGCUGAUGGUGCGAAGCCUGAGGUGAAGGAGGCUGCCGACAAGAUCAACAGGGCUGGUAUUCAUGAGAUGCUGAAGCUCGAGACGCCUAACUUGCAUGAGAUUGGUUUGGACAGAGUUAUUGCAUACGGCCAUACAUGGUCGCCUCUCCACGAGUUGGUACCUGAGGUGCCUCUCCGCCACGGCCACGCCAUCUCCAUCGAUAUGGCUUACUCCGCCACCCUCGCCAAUCACCGCGGCCUUCUCAGCGAUGAGGAGCACAAGCGCCUCUUGGACCUCUUCUCCCGCGUUGGUCUUUCCAUUGACCACCCAGACUUCAACGAGGACAUCCUCGAUAAAGGCACCAAGGCCAUCCUCAAGACCCGUGACGGCAAGCUUCGUCUCGCCGUGCCACACCCACUCGGCUCUUGCGAGUUCGUCAACGAUGUCGGGAACGAAGAGCUGAUGACUGUCCUGCACAAGCACAAGCAGUUCGUAAAGAACUACCCUCGUGAGGGUGCUGGUCUUGAGGCUUCCGUCGAUGCUUCGGACACUGGAUACACCAUGAACCAGGCGCCUGUAGAGGGAAACUCUGGUGAUGUUAGUGCCUCGCUCAAGAAGGCUGUCAUCAACGAUGAUGCCUCCAAUGGCCAGGCCAACGGCGGGCUCGGAGCCACGAACAUUGAUGGCAAGACUGGCGAGCCCAAGCACGCUCUUAAGCAUGCUGCUGGUGUGGACUCUGAUAGCGUUGCCACGAAUGGUCAUGCAGCCAAUGGCACGAACGGUGUCAAUGGACACUAG
Recurvomyces mirabilis is the source of this 1461-nucleotide messenger RNA. RefSeq lists its product as uncharacterized. Gene Ontology annotation, molecular function: 3-dehydroquinate synthase activity. Gene Ontology annotation, biological process: antibiotic biosynthetic process. The coding region runs from base 1 to 1461 and encodes 486 amino acids. NCBI's taxonomy places the organism in Eukaryota, Fungi, Ascomycota, Dothideomycetes, Mycosphaerellales, Teratosphaeriaceae. The transcript has 4 exons. The record is from RefSeq and is a predicted model, not a curated record.